AGUAGUAGAAGAAGCCGAAGUAAAAUUUCUGCAGUAUACUGUAUUUUAGAACAAAAUCGCUAAAGAUGUGUUUGGCAGAUUUAGCGAUACGUAGUUCGUGCAAUUCUCCGUUGUUUUUCAAGCGAAAAGAGAUGUGCGCACGGGGAAAGCAGCGCAAAAAAUUACAGAAGAUUUUCGCAAAAAAUCUCAGCGUGAGGGAAGGUGUAACCUGCUAUGAAUCACAGCUUCAAGUAGAAGAAGAAGAAGUGUUAGUUGAGAGAAAGUUCGUGAUAAUGAGCAAUGAUAUAGGGCAUCGAAAUUUUGAAGAUGAAACUGGAGUGACCGCAACAGUUAAGCAAAAUCCAAGUCGCCCUCGAAAGAAAAGAAAUCCCAAAUCAGUAGAAUCAGUAAUGCAGUCACAGGAAAAGAGGAGGAGGUCUGAAAGACAAAGAAAACAAAAAAAUUUGGACUUGAAAAAAUCCUGUUGCAGUUCAAGGUCCACAUCAGAUGUCAAUACCUCAAGUACUUCAAAGCGUAAGAAAACAGCUAACGCCAGCAGGAAAAAAAGACCUAAUAAGAAGGCUCAGCAGUCAUCCAAAAGGCAAAAGGUAUCAGCCUCUUUCUUCGAUGAUAUCCAGCAAGGAUAUCCUAACAAUAAAAAAAACCACUAUGUAGAGAAAAUUUUAGGAUGCACUGAGAAAAAUGGAAAACGUUAUGUCAUCGUCAAAUGGAAAAAUGUGGACAACCCAACUGUUAUAGAUGAAAGCAGGAUUAAUGAAUAUAUUAAGAACCUGGUGGUAUUUCAUCAUCUGAAAGAAAUAACAAGAAUGAAGAAGAAAGGCAGAGCUCGAAGUAAACCAACUGGUCGUUCCUGUGUUGGUUCUGAGAUUCCAAUGAAAACAGAAAGCUCUUCUGCGAGGGAUUACCGGUCGAAACAGUCUAAAGUUUUUGAAAAAGAAAUUCUAGCAGAUAGGCGUGUCGAUAUCAAGAUUGAAAAUGACUGAAAUUGGUUUUAUAUUCUAUCUGAAACUCAUAAAAUACUGAAACUUAAUGUGUACGGAAGACGUAUUUUCCUGUUUGAGACUGAUGGCACUAAUUUCCUAUUUUUACUUAUACUUCCAAAUAUUUUGACUUUUGAAUUUUAAAAAUCUUUUUUUAAUACCAUAUUUAUUAUUCAUUACGUUAAAUAAUAUACUGUAAAACAGUUCCUGAAGUAUUUAAAAAUGAUUAAGUUUUUGCACACAUUAAACAGAAUGCUUUUUGCUUGUCUGAUUAACAAAUUAUUGCAAAUUUUAAGUUUUUGUGAAUUCACAAGGAAAAUAAACACACGUAAAAUAAUAACUUCUUUAUUAUUAUUAUACACAAAGUAUCGCAGUCAGUAAUUUGAAAAUCAUUAAUGAGAUGUUUCUUGCUAAAUUUAAAUUUUUUAUCGAAAUGUAACUGAUUGAUAAGAUCUAAAUUAUGUAAAUAUACUUUUUUAAUAUUAAGACACCACAAUAUAAUGCAUUUUGUUAAUUUCAUUAAUGUCAAAAAUUUUACUUUAUUUUUUUGGAAAAAAGGGAUAUUAUUUACUUUAGAAAAUUAUAAAUUUUAUUUAAAAUUCUACUAGCUUUGUCCUUAUUUAUAUGCAUAUUCAAAGUGCUAAAUUUGCUUUUCGCAACGUUUAUUGAUGUAUAUUGAUCUAAUAAAUUUUUAUUAAAUAUAAA
Molecule: messenger RNA, 1685 nt
Organism: Stegodyphus dumicola
Lineage: Eukaryota; Metazoa; Arthropoda; Arachnida; Araneae; Eresidae
Cellular component (GO): nucleus
Source: RefSeq, a predicted model, not a curated record